CUGCAGCUGCAGGCGGCGGGCACCGACGGCCCGGGGGCGGCGGCCGCCGGCAGGGUGCACUUCGCCAGGACGUCGCGCCGCCUGCCGCAGGCGCUCAUCAUAGGCGUGCGCAAGUGCGGGACGCGCGCGCUGCUCGAGAUGCUGGCGUUGCACCCGCGCGUGCAGAAGGCGGCCGGCGAGGUGCACUUCUUCGACCGCGACGACAACUACCGGCGCGGCCUGGACUGGUACCGCCGCAAGAUGCCGCACUCGUUCCGCGGCCAGAUCACCAUCGAGAAGAGCCCCAGCUACUUCGUCACGCCCGAGGUGCCGGAGCGCAUCCGGGCGAUGAACGCGAGCGUCAAGCUGCUGGUGAUCGUGCGCGAGCCGGUGACGCGCGCCAUCUCCGACUACACGCAGCUGCGCAGCCACGCGGCCGCCACGGCCGCCACGGCGGGACAGCCGCCGCCGCCCGCGCGCUCCUUCGAGCAGCUGGCGCUGCGGCCCGACGGCUCCGUCAACGUCGCCUACCGACCGCUCGCCAUCUCGCUCUACCACACCUUCGUGCCGCGCUGGCUCGAGGUGUUCGACCGCGGCCAGAUCCUGGUGGUGAACGGCGACCAGCUGAUAGAGGACCCGGUGUCGCAGCUGCGGCGCAUCGAGCGCUUCCUGGGCCUGGAGCCGCGCAUCGGCCACCACAACUUCUACUUCAACCGCACCAAGGGCUUCUACUGCCUGCGCAACGAGACGGCCGACAAGUGCCUGCGCGACAGCAAGGGGCGCCGGCACCCGCGAGUCGACCCGCGGGUCGUCGCCAAGCUGCGGCGCUUCUUCAGCGAGCACAACCAGCGCUUCUACGAGCUCGUGGGCGAGGACCUGGGCUGGCCCGAGGAGUGAGCGCCGCCCGCCGCCAGCACCCGGCACUGCGCACGCGCCAGCGGCCCGCGGAGGCACCUGCGGGGCUCGAGCUGAGGCGGCCCUGCGCGACGGCAGUCACCGGGCGUUCCGGAGACAGCCGCGAGAAAGGAACGAACGUCGCCCCGGGCCGUGGACGAGGUUGUCGCCAUCUGGCAGUCGCGCGUAGAAUCUACCACUGCUGGACCCGCAGACUUUGGAAACACACAGCACGGUACCGACGGCCAGAUACUGAGCAACCGACAGCUGAGUGUUCAGGCGACAGCAGAGCGAGCUGAGUCUAUGCUACCAGUCGUACGGGAGACGUCGUUUUUCGUUUUGUACAUUCCUCCACACUCUUUAACCUUCAGUUACCACAGACUGUACAACAAGAAAGAGCCGAACAAUUCGCCACCGAUGCUUUACGUGGCUGCGGAACAGGUGUAAAAAGAACACUGCUAAAAAAAGUGUAAUAACUAUUAUAGUUUUGAGCCCUCAGGUUCAUGUGCUCACUGUUUUUAAGAAAAAAAAUUAAUUGUAAAGUUGCUUUCUUUCCUACGGUAGUCACCAAUUAGCGCGUUGAUUCGUUCACCAAAUGGCACCACGGAAUACGCGAUUAUUAGGUUUCCCAUGUUCUGUGAUGCAAUACCAAAGCAAUAAUACGUGCAGACUGCCACUGGAAAUUGUAAUGCGAAUUUAAUUCCCGCGUCUAUAGCUAAAAUUAAAACUUUAGGUAACAUCAGGCACGGCACAAAUGACACGGUGAAGUCUUACGAGUACUUGAGCUUUCUGUCGUACGCAUUGACUUUGAACGUGCUGCUGGAUUAUUCUAGGAAUGUUGUACUGUUUCUAAGAGUGUCAGAGAUGAAGGGGAAGAAACUGCCGGGGAAAAGCGGCCCCGUUUCUCCCCCUUCAAAAUUUUUCACUUCUUGGCGUUUGUUUCUCGCGUAAAGGUAGCUCAUUUCCGACUGCGACCAGAAGCGCGUAUUUGGUCGCCUGGUGAAGGUCGCCGGAACUAUCGGAAGGAAGACGAUGUGAGUCGGAUGGGUGGGUAGCAAGUAGGAGGGAAAGGCGGACGCAGCCGGGAUGCACCCCCGCCGGCGCCCCGGCUGCCUCCGCCGAGGGGGCAGUGGGGGAGGUGCCCCGCGUGCGUGGGCGUGGUACCAGGUUCUGCCGCCGCCCUGGCGUCGUUCGCCUCUGAUGGCUGCGCGUGACUACUCUGGAGACAGACGGUCUGGGGCGUGUCCCAGCUGACCGAGACACUCGCUCAGACUCGCGUACCGUUCCAUUCAAAGUGCCAUAGUCACACGUACCUCUGGAAAAAAAAAAAUGUUUGCGGAUCAUCACGAGAGGAAAUGAAACAUUAGUAUGGCACUACGUGCACAAGGAACUGUCGGCGAUUCCAAAGCUACUGCCCUGAGCGUCAAAAUGAAGCUGGAGAUAAAACGCCGUGCCGCUGAAGAUGACAACAUUGCGCAGAAACCUCAUAAACCUCACGUGAGAAGUUCUUCCGUCUGUCGGUCGGAAGCUGUGACCACCUCAUGUUCACAUCUAGUUUUUCAGACAACUGGCGUGAAAAAUGUUAAAAUUCGAAAACGAAGGUCGUCCGUCGCUCUAAUCCUCUUAACGGAAAACUGUCCUUCCUUUACAGACUUUUGUCACGAAUUCUGUAUUUCUUAAAUGUAUGCGCUUGCCGUGGCACACUAGAGGAACGAAGCAGCGACGAUGUCACUCUUCAACACAAAUUCCGUGCACCAUUUCGGGCAGAAAGUAAAAGUCACACCGGCACACCAGCCCAUAAACAGCACGGCUCUUGAAGUUAGUACAAAAUGUUUCGCAUAUCGCUAGUUCAGAGUCAAAACGUAAACGUGUUGCUUUGAACAUCACAAAACAUAUCGAAUCCUUCAGCUGAGAGUGCUUGUACCUGUACCAACUUCGUAGAUAGAUGUUUGGUCGGGAUAAUUGCUGACGUCUGCCGCUAAAUAAGUUGUUAACAGUUGUGACAAAGGAGGUGCUGCCGAAAUUUACGGGGAAAAUCACGCUAAUAAAACCCGUCGUACUCAUUCUCAAGCCGGACACGGUAAACCUUACGCGCUAGCAAUUACACAAGAGUGGGAAGCAUGGGAUGAUGGCGGCACGUAAUAGAAAUCUUAAUCGGAAAUCUUAAUCGCAAUCAAAUGAUACUCGUAAUCAAACGUUCUUUGUUGUAACAUUGGCAAUAACAUAACAUUGUUUGAAGUUGAGAGUUGGCAGCGAGGGCGGCGUCAGAGUGCAAAAGGCACCUAAUUCAAUGAUUUAUCAGUUCAACAGGGAGUAAAAAGAAAAGUGUGCCCGGUUUUGCUGAAGAAGGAAAUACAAAGUUUCGUUCGUAAGCUGUAGAUAGUUUGCGAGUGUAUUUAUGUUAUUCCCAUUUUUGUUGCAGAUCUGAUGAUGGUCAUUAAAGACCGAAACCGCUAAUCUGUUAACAAACGGUUUGUGACCAGAGACGUAAAUUAAAGGAAAUUUAUUACAUAUACGGGUCACUGUUUUUUCGCGACGAUGUCGCAGCUUGUGGUACAAAGUUGUCUCCGCAAAAGGAAUGUUUCGUUCACACGAAGCAAAACUUAAAACAAAGAAACCACAUAGUACGUGUAUGCGAGGAGAUUUUAUCGCUUCUAAUACAGUGACUGUCACGGUUACCCCACCACGAGAUGCGAUCGACAGCAAAGACGCUCGCCUUGCUGAGGUAAACUAUCACAAAAGUUUACACCCACCGAGACGCACGGCAAUCUGAAACGACAAACGGCUGUGACGAAGUCAAAGCAGUGACCUUCCGUUUCAGCCCUCGAUGCUUUUGUAAAAAUAGCAGUCAAACAGUGCUUCGAGACAGGACAUUGGAGAAAACAGACUAUUUUGCAAGACUCACCAACCUACCUUGAACACUGCCAGACAGCUCACAAAGUAGCACUCGAUACCGUUGUUUCUGAAUUAUCUUCGUUGGAAAAUAGCAGCAGAAAUCCUAAUUAUCCCAAAUUAGGACUAUAUUGGCCAUUACUCAACGUGAAUAUACAGUAUUUUGUAACCUACAGAUCUGCUGCUUAAUUCAGACAACAGAGUACUCAUGGAUGUAUUCGAACUAGUGAUAGUGACAGUACGAAGCCUACCCUAGUACAGCCCAACAGUUUUUAAAGCGAGUGUCCGACCUCAAAGUACAUCGGGAUGCAGCAGUCAAUUACUAUUUUAGAGCACGAGUUUGUUUACGUUUCCUCAUGACACGUUCGCAGCACAGAGCGCAGGUAGCUGUUGGAGAUACCAAACGACGACAGACCCACUCGCUGCCCCCGAUGCGAGUACCAGAGUGUCAUUUGUUUGGACGACAACUCCCAUAGGCAGGAACGGCGUCAGGAGUGUCACGUGACAGGCCAACAUGCGAGGUAGGGGCCCACGUGGCCGGGAACGCAACACGACAGCUCGGCGCAGCAGAACCUGGUCCCAACGUGUGGAUCAUAUUGGUCCAUGAUGAAGUACGGCUGUUAAUAUAAGAUACCAUAUUUUUUAUAGUCCAUAUUGGAAGCUGUUGAUAAGUAUAGGGUGCGCUGGCACGGGUCGUGGUUAGCAAUGGCCCAGCAGGCUCCGCCGAAUUCUCAGCCUUUGGUGGAAGCUCGCGUUUCCCCUGCCGCCGGAAAUUGUCACCGUGGGAAGGGCGUAGCAAGUGACGCUCCCCCGAGUCUAAAAUUUCCGCAACACCGCGGAACAAACCAGGUCACGAAAUUCCUGAAUUACGUUGAGGAACACUGCUUCUGGUUCAUUCCACUUCCUCAUAUAUCUCAAUACCUCGGACCCAAAGCCCCCCGACAACUGACUUCCGUUCAUUCAGUUAGCUUCCCCCUUACAGUUCUGUUCUUUUGGAGCUUUAUCAGAUGAUAUGCAAUCGAUUUCGCAAAACUUAUAUCCCAUCCCCUCUUAAAGGUGCGCAAGAUUGGGUUUAAUUCUUCCGAAAACGAUUGUACUUGCGUUAAUAUAAUUCCCAACGAACACACCUGGGCGGGCAAGAGAAUCGAAUAACCAGAAGUCACUUUUUACAGAAGAGUUACUUCCUUUCCAUUUUGAUAUGGAAUUGCAACUCUCCUCAACUGUUUGUAAUAUGUAUUCCAGUCCCCCACGAUUUCUCCUUUCUAGUGCUUCUUCUACUGCCCAGGUAAGUGACUGUAGUCGCCUUAACAUAUAUUCCCCACCAUGUAGUAACGAAUACCCAUUCUUUAGCAACACAUUUGAAAAAUUUUCAGUUCAUUUCCCUCUCCUUCCUACCGCAUAGUCAGAAAAUCGUCUUUAUUACUAGGCCAACGUGCAGGUUUCUCUUGUUGAAGAAAGCAUUCCUCCUCGCCUAUGCUACUUUCUGUCGUUGUUCUUCUGCUCGCUUUAGUGUUCGUACUUCUAUGGCAGUAUUGCACCCAAGAAUGAUAACUCGUUACUACAGUUGUACUUUUCAAUGCUUAUUUCUUCGUUUUGUUCACUUAAACUGCUAAGCAAGCUGUCGUUCAAUUCAAAACUAAUUAUUACUAUUUACUUACUUUGUGCCGGAGGAGAAUGUCAUCUGCAAACGUUAAUACUGAUAUCUGUUUCCACUUAUGGUUUCGCUCCUGUUCUGAAUUUCAGUUUGGCUUCCUUCACUGCCUGAUAUUUAAAUUGCUUAGAAUGUAGUUACGAAACAAUUAAAACCGUGACUUUUUAAUUCCAGUUCACCCUUUUCUACCUUCGGAUCGCCCUUCAUCACAAUUUUUUUUUUUUUUGAGAAGGUGCUGUGAAUCAUUCAGAGUUUCGUAAAAGUACGUCCAUGUACAGUAUUCAGCCUUCAUUUGGCCGUGGGUUUUCCUCCCUUUUUUUUAUAUAGCCCAAAAUACAGCUGUCUCCUCCUCAUUUGAACCUGUUACAUGAAUGUUAGACCGGCGAAGGUGUUCCACGUUCCAGCCGGCCGCGGUGGCCGUGCGGUUCUGGGCGCGUCAGCCCGGAACCGCGUAACUGCUACGGUCGCAGGUUCGAAUCCUGCUUCGGGCAUGGAUGUGUGUGACGUCCUUAGGUUAGUUAGGUUUAAGUAGUUCUAAGUUCUAGGGGACUGCUGACCUCAGAUGUUAAGUCCCAUAGUGCUCAGAGCCAUUUGAAUCCACGUUGCACAUUGAUGUUUACAAUUUUGACAGGUUACUCUAUAUUCUUGUGUUCAUCGUGAUAGAAAUAAGACACAGCGAAGUUAACUUGGAAUAAAUUAGACAGUCGCUUUAGGGAGUGCAUUCUAGCGCGCAACUAGGGUUUCUUCACAGUAGCGUGUUGGUUCUGAUCCUCUUUGUGGAUUGUGCUUAUUUCGUGAUCUUCUGGUCGCCUUUCUGUGGCCUGUUUUUGACAUUUGCCUUCAUCAGGAUAAGGUGCGCUGUACUUGAACGAUUUAUCAGUCUCCCAAUCUCACGUAUUCAUUCAGGAAGAACACAUGCUUCCCGAUAUUGCAUCGGGAAAUUAUAGCAAUAUCGUUUUAUUUUAAACAACCUUGGGUUGAAAAGAGAGCGUUUCAAAACGGAACUGCACGCUCCACCUUGAUUGCGGUCAGCUAACUGCUCAUCUCUCUGUGUUGUCACAGGAGACGAUCUUGGGUCACAUGGUGCCUUUGGUAGGUUCAUAUUUCAUCGCUAAUUUUAUUAAUAUGUGGAUAUCUUCACUUACAAUGGUACCUGAUAAAAACUUCAGUUCUAAUAUUCCUUGCCCUGUGUUAUCAUGUUUCUUAAAGUUUUUCUAACCUCGCUUCCAUAAAACAGAGCAGGUUUCGAUAUAAUGUGCAUUACGUUUAUAAAAUAUUUCCCACAAUGCCUAUGAAUGGAUAUAAUUAUUUUGAUGCAAUUCUGGAUAUUGUCUUCUACGCGAGCGUUUCACCCGUUAACAGACAUAUUGCAACCAAAAUAUUUAAAUGAAUUUGUGUGCUGUAUAACGUGCUUCUUUUCCAUUAUAUUAGCCCUCUUCACAUAUUUCCCUUACAUGAUCAUUGUUUUGAAUUUGCUAGUCGACAUGCUCUCUAACCUCGCUUCCAUAAAACAGAGCAGGUUUCGAUAUAAUGUGCAUUACGUUUAUAAAAUAUUUCCCACAAUGCCUAUGAAUGGAUAUAAUUAUUUUGAUGCAAUUCUGGAUAUUGUCUUCUACGCGAGCGUUUCACCCGUUAACAGACAUAUUGCAACCCAAAUAUUUAAAUGAAUUUGUGUGCUGUAUAACGUGCUUCUUUUCCAUUAUAUUAGCCCUCUUCACAUAUUUCCCUUACAUGAUCAUUGUUUUGAAUUUGCUGGUCGACAUGCUCACGUAAUACAUUCUUAGCAUUUUAUUCAUUCUGUCUUUUAAAACCACUAUUAGCACAUGAUCCCCUGCGAGUAAGUUUGUCGUAAUACCAUUCAAAUGCCCAAGUACAUUCCAUUUGUAUUCGGGUUCAUGUCUAUGUUCAUGUCAAAUAAUAAAGGAGACAGUCCACAGCCUUGUCUUAGUACUUGACUAACUGCUAGGGACUUUUGCAACUUAUGUUUCUAAAUACUCGCCCCUUUUUAUCAUAUUGGGAUGUAAUAAAUUGAAGUUAUUUUUGUUCUUUCAACAUUGCAGCAACAUUCAGGCUGUUUUAGUUUUAUUUCUAGACCAUGUCCUCUUAGACAAAUUAUAGAUUCAGGAAUAUCUUCUGAAGAAAGCUCAAUUAUUUGAGCUGAAACCUAGGUAAAGGUUGGUUUCAUUAGUGCAAUCGAGGCUGAUAGUUUUUUAUAAAUAAAAUUGAAGUUAAACCGAAUUACAUAAACUUUUUCUUUUAUAUACCACUGUAAUUUGCCUUACUGGGUCGUGAACGUUUUCAUAAUAUAAACAUAGCCUACAGACAGAAAGAUUGCAUUCUCUGUCUACUAUACGUUUUAAUUACACACAUUGCAUCUAUACACAUUCGUCUUUUAUACAGUUGCUCUGCGGCUUCAGCAGUAUCAUUGCAGCUAAAUAAUUGAUUCUUUUUUUUUUUCAAUUAUUUGGAGGUGUAUUUUCUGUGCGGAGUUCAGUCAUGGCUUCCCUUUGUAACUACUUCGGACGUUUUUGUCAUCUGUCCUGUGUGUGUUGAUUAUCUUUGCUUCUUUUCAUCUCUCUGUGGCCUUCCCACAGUUUCAUACGUAUUUCAUCUAUAACAACAAUUCUGUUCGUUUCUAGGUUCAAUAUUUGACACGUUUCGCAUUCAUGUUGUCGCACCCCAGAGCCUUCAUUGAUUUUUUUUCUCUCCAAAUCGUGCUUCAAAUUCUACUACGGGAAUGGUACGAUACUCGUCAAAGUCGACUGUAUCUGUUGUGCAAAGGUCUUCUAUGUUUCCCAACAGUUUUGUACACUGCGUCAGUUUCCUCGAAUGUCAAGUUUCUCAAGACCUAGAAGCAGAAUCUUAGGGACGCAGUAAUGUAAUGAUCCACUCUUUCUCCCCUAGGCUGAUUACAAACAGUUGAGGCGAGAGACUGCGGCUGCCGCUGCUGGGUAAGCGUGCUUCCAGCCCGGGCUGUUUGAGGCGUCCGCCCUGGGCCCCCGUCCCGUGCCACGCCAGCAAGGGAGGUGUCUCUGGGUGGGCCUCGAGGCUCGGAUGCGCCGCCACGUAGCCUGACCGCGCAGAAUCCUUCCACCAGUUUCACGGUGUUAACGACAGAGCUGACAGAGCGAGUCUCCCGCCGCUGCUGUUCGGUUCGUCGUAGACUAUAUAGUACAGUAUGUGUGUGUGUGUGCGCGCGCGCGUGAGUGUAUGUAGUUGCUCUCCAUUGUUGACGCUAGAGCCCCGAUAUUACGUCAAGUACGAUGAGUUAGAGACGCGCUCGUGCUGUGCAGGAGACAAACGAAAGCGGAGUUGACCCUCUGCCAGAUGGUUGUCGUUCUGAUACACAUACAUAUCACUCUUUUAUUUAAAUAUAUAUAUACAUACAUAUAUGUCUUCACAGAGCGUCUUGACGCCACUAUGCAAACCGAAUGGGCUGAGCAGAGAAUCUACAUGAGUGCAUCUCAGCUGUCGUGGCUUUGUUUCUCUAGCGCGGCUACGCUUUAUUAACUAUUUGUAAGAUAAGAUUCCGUAGCCAUUCAAUUUAUUUAGCUAUUUUAUUUACAUGUACAUCGCAAUUCGUUGCACUUUUCCCUGGCUACACGUCCUACCGCAAUAAUAAGUUUCAGAUUGAUAAUGAUGUAUUCUGCAGUCAGUGUAAACAAUGCUAGACUGCACUCUGAUAAUUCCUUGUAUGCUUGUCCACUGAAGCCAAAAUAUACUGUCUGGCAGAAAAUCAUACGUCUCUUGACUUUGAACAUGGCAGUUAGGUACAAUCGCCUUGGCUGUAGCCUCAAUAAACGACGCUUUUGUAUUUUAAAUAUAAUUCCUUGUUUACUUUAGCCUGUCGCAAAUACAUCAGCUACCGGUAAUUAAGGGAAGCAUGCAAUAAGUUCAGUUGUAUUACAGCAAGUCGUUUUAACCGUGAUGCACAAUUCUCAAAAUCGUUUGCUUACCGAGACGAAUAGUAUCGCAUAUUACAACCACUUCUUCUCCUACAUCCAAAAAUGUUUAAUUCUAAAUGAAACAUUCGCACGACGCAUCUACGUUAUGGCCCCUCUGCACGCAACCUCUCUCGCUUCAUCCAUUUCUCCAAUUACGUUUGCCAGUUUAAAUGUUAAUAGACUUUUUCACCGUAAAUACGAAAAUAAUGUAACUGUCAGAUAAUUAUUUACGCGUAAGUUCCAUGCCAGUAUUGCUAGCAGAUCUUUACGUAUUCGUAAAUGUUCCUGGAACCUGAACUUCAUAAUCAUCUAGUUAUCGCCAUGAGCACUUUACGGCUUAGUAGUUUUGAGCAGAUGUGGGAUAUUAAACUAAAAGAAAUAUGAGUGACAGUUAUAAAUCUACACGUGAAACGCAGGUUGUGAUGAUAUCCUGAGAGAAUGCUGGCACUAUUGGCGCCAGUUUAGCGUAAAUUUAUAUCCUAAAUCUAUUCUGUCGUUGAAACACGAUUAAUCUUGACGAGAGCUUUAAAUUAUUGUUCCGACCAUUUACCUCCUUAACCUAGAACGUAAGUUCCGGCGCUGACCACAGAGGUAACUGAUUUUCCCGCACAAUUUCCUCGACCCAGUACUUAGCUUAAGGAACACCAACAACGUGCCUGAGUGUUGCGAGAGAUUGCGCAUGUUGUGUGUGAGUGAGAAGCCGCGUCAGCGGCGAGUGUGCCAAGAUGAUUGAUUAAGAGAUGUGCAGUGAAAACUAUGUUAUUUUUGAUAGAUUUAAUUCCGUUAACAGUGUUUUAUAUGAUAAAAAUAUAUACUAUUGUUUUCAUGUAACAUCAUUAAAUAUAUAAUCAAGUAACUGGAAAA
Molecule: messenger RNA, 10224 nt
Organism: Schistocerca nitens (vagrant locust)
Lineage: Eukaryota; Metazoa; Arthropoda; Insecta; Orthoptera; Acrididae
Gene: Hs3st-A
Product: heparan sulfate glucosamine 3-O-sulfotransferase 5
Exons: 4
Molecular function (GO): [heparan sulfate]-glucosamine 3-sulfotransferase activity
Source: RefSeq, a predicted model, not a curated record